This is a messenger RNA of Numida meleagris (helmeted guineafowl), 6345 nucleotides long. RefSeq names its product patatin like phospholipase domain containing 2 (gene PNPLA2). Gene Ontology annotation, molecular function: triacylglycerol lipase activity. Lineage: Eukaryota; Metazoa; Chordata; Aves; Galliformes; Numididae. The record is from RefSeq and is a predicted model, not a curated record. Gene Ontology annotation, biological process: lipid homeostasis; positive regulation of triglyceride catabolic process; triglyceride catabolic process. The coding region runs from base 148 to 1599 and encodes 483 amino acids. The transcript has 9 exons. Gene Ontology annotation, cellular component: cytoplasm; lipid droplet; membrane.
UAAGUGCGGCAGCCCAGUAGCAAGCGUCGUUCUGCCGGCAGCUCCUUCCUUCCCCGGUAGUCGGUACUUCUCUCGCCCUCCAGCCCUCCCGCUGAGCGGCGGGGGGAUGUGAGCGGGGCCCUUCGGUCUCCCCCGCUUCGGUAGGCCAUGUUCCCUUUGGACUCCGCUUGGAACAUCUCCUUCGCUGGCUGUGGCUUCCUGGGGGUCUACCACAUCGGCGUGGCCAGCUGCCUCCAGGAGCAUGCCCCCUUCCUCGUCGCCAACGCCCGGAAGGUGUACGGGGCCUCGGCCGGCGCGCUCACCGCCACCGCCCUCGUCAGCGGCGCCUGCCUCGGUGAGGCUGGUGCCAGCAUUAUUCGAGUGUCUAAAGAAGCACGAAAGAGGUUCCUGGGUCCGCUUCACCCCUCUUUCAACUUGGUGAAGAUCAUUCGGCUCUGCCUGUCCAAGACUGUGCCAGAGAAUGGGCAUGAGGUGGCAGCAGGACGUCUGGGUAUUUCCCUCACACGAGUGUCUGAUGGAGAAAAUGUCAUACUGUCAGACUUCCAUUCCAAGGAGGAACUGAUCCAGGCCUGUGUCUGCAGCACCUUUAUCCCUGUCUACUGUGGGCUGAUACCUCCAACCUUGCGUGGAGUGAGAUAUGUUGAUGGAGGAAUUUCUGACAACUUGCCACGAUAUGAGCUGAAGAACACAAUCACGGUGUCUCCGUUCUCAGGAGAGAGUGAUAUCUGCCCACGAGACAGUUCCACAAACAUGCAUGAGCUGAGAGUCACCAAUACAAGCAUCCAGUUCAACCUUCGCAACCUCUACCGCCUCUCAAAGGCUCUGUUUCCUCCAGAGCCACAGGUGUUGCGGGAUAUGUGCAAGCAGGGCUAUCGGGAUGCAUUGCAUUUCCUGAAGAAGAAUGGUCUCCUUCACCUUCAUCGUCCAAGUCCUGCUCGUCCUCUCCUUGCAAUAGAAGCCCCUCCAGAAGAGAAAAAAGAGGAAGAAGAAGAAGCUGAGGACCAGAUGGAGGACAACACUGCCCUUGCUGUUGUUGAAGACCACAUCUUUGAACACUUGCCUCCCAAACUGAACCAAGCUCUACUGGAGGCUUGUGCUGAAAGAAGAGGUCUCUUGACUGGUAUCAGCAACACGCUGCCUAUACGUGUGGCUACUGCAAUGAUGGUCCCCUACCUGCUGCCUCUGGAGUCUGCUGUUUCCUUCACUGUCAGGUUGCUGGAAUGGCUUCCAGAUAUCCCUGAAGAUAUUAGAUGGAUGAGGGAGCAGAUAACUGAAAUCUGCAGCUAUCUUGUGAAGAAAGCCAAGAAGAAACUGGGCAGUCAUCUUUCAGCCAGGCUUUACUAUCACCUUGAGCUUGGAGGGCCCCAGAGCCUGCCAAUUUCUCCAGCAUCUCCUUGUGGUGAAGCAAUGCCUAUGUGGAUGAGAAGCAACCGUUCCCUGUCUGAUGUCAUGCUGAAGUGGGAGGAGUACCAGCGUCAGCUUGUGAUGGGCUUACUCUGCAUCAACGUGGACAUGCAGGCAUCCUUCUUCCCUUGGGAAGGAUUUCAGAUGAAACUUCCACCUUUGGACUGUGCAAAAGAGUGCCUGCCACUCUUCUGAGCCUGCUGCGCUGGGGGGAUGGGGAUGGGUGGGAAGGGGAACAGGUACAGAGUAAGACCAGUCUCAUCCCUUGGCAGCAGGCUGCCCUGUGCUCAUGAAUAUGCUGCAAAAGGGGUUUCCCCAGGAUGGAGACUGGAAUUGUCUGUAGCCAUUUGUUGCCCACUGGGCCGGGUAAGUAGUCUGUGUUCAAAGACACAGAGGCUGAUCCCUUGCUCUAGACUUGUGUUGAGGCUUGGCCAUAGCCCAUAGCCGUGCUGAUGCUCACCCAGCUGGGCUAUCCCAAAUAAUGCACUUUGAAUUGCCGUUGGCUUUUCACCGCCAAAUAAUCAGAAUGUAGAUGACGCUCUCAAGUUCACAUAGCUUCUAGCUUCCUUUGGCUCUUAGAGCAUAUUAAUCUGUUUUUCUCAAAUCAUCUGACAUCCCUUAGGUCUUUGUGCCACUGAAAGAUAAGUAGCCUCUUGCCAAACCAAUGUUCAAAUCCCCUUUUGACUUCAUCCUUUAUUGAUGCCAGAUCAUUGUCUUUGUCCCUUAACUGCAUCCCAACUGAAAGCCAGAGCUGGCCCUACUGCAGACUGCACUGGGGCCACAGAAAUGUAGAAAAGUAGUGUAUUUAUCCUGGUUUAUUUUGUUGUGGACUCUCCCUGUGUAAUUUCCAUUCUGAUAGAACUUUGGCAGCUUGAACUUAGAAUGUUAAAUGUCACUGAGCUUAAUUUAAAGCAGUAAUUUAGGCUGAGUUGUUUUUUUACUUUGUGGAGUUCUUGUCAUUGAGAAUGGAAUCAGUGUGGGGUCACACUGGAAGAGCUCAGCCCAACUACGUCAGCAUCAGUUCAGUAGUUGACAGUGGGGUAGAUGUGAAGUGCUUGUAGGAAGGUGAGAUUGUAUGGGUCGUGUUAUCUUUGAGAGGUUGGUGGAAUGUCAUGGCAAGUUCUGGGAAAGUGGCUGCAUUUGACAGCAGAGGUUGGGCUUCGCUCCUUAAGGGACCAUACAACGGAAGGAAAUUCCAAGCGGGUGCCACGUAAGCCCCAGCUUGACAGAAGAUCCCUUAAUUCCUUUAUUUGAUGAUUUGGGGUGAGGAAGAUUCAGGUUUGCAGUUAUAUCAGCCUCACGGUUUGCCUCUUGUGUUGUGGCUCACUGGUACAGCUGUGCAGCUGGCAAUGCAGCAUGAGAAGUGGAAGUCAAGUCAGGAGUGCUGGUGCGUGUGCCAGCCUUCUUGGAACUGUCUGUGCUUGUCUUGUCCUUUAAAAAGCUGGAGCAGGGCUGAGCUCUGCCUUCUCAGUAGCAGUCUACUUGUGACUUGCUGUGCAGAAACAUAAGCUCUGUGCUCUUCCCAGGAUGAGAUGUGGCUUCCUGUGGGGUUUGCGUGUACUCAAGUCUUUGCACUCUGACACAAAGCCAGCUCCUGGUAUCUCUUUCUGCAGCAUGUCUUGCUGCAUGAGGUGUCUUCUACCUCUCCUAGCACAAAUAGUAUGCAACUGGCCAAAGCAAACUUAUGCUCUUUUCUGGGGAGCGGCACAGGGUGUCUGAAGCUGAUAUAUAGCCUAUAUGGGGAAUAGUAACUUAAAACACUUUGAUUUCUCCCUUUGAUUUAAAAAGUGAAAAUAUCCUCAAAUUCUAAUAUGUGGAGAAGGUAUUGGCUCUGCUUAGUGACAUCUCCACAGGCAGUGUGGGUGAGGUGGUGGAUGCUGUCUCCCACCAGCACAACUGUGCACUGGGUGCAGGUUUGGGUACUGGUAGCAGAGACUGAGCACUGGGGCCCUUCACCAGUGGCUGUUGCAAUCUGGGAGGCAAGAGUGGGCAGCUGUGACUCCGAUGCAGUCUGUGAGACACCAGUACAAAUACUAACUUGUGGCUGAGAAUAUCACCCCACUGUCCUUCCUGGAUAUAACUUUCCUGUGUGACGUAAGAGCCUGCAUAGUUUAUGAAGCAGGCCUGCACUUAAAGUCAGACUUAUUCUUAAGCUCCUUAACAUAGUUAAGGCAGCUAGAGUGUAGAGGAAUCACUGUGGGGAGAAGAGAGAGAAUUUAGAGGCUUCUAAAACCAGAUUAGGAAUAUAGGGUUAUAAAGCAUGUUGAUCUUGUGAUUUUUUUUAAAGCUUGUGAGACAAGCUGGAUGCCAUAAAUGUAAUGAAGGUGAACCAGCAACCAACUACUGUCAGUUUGUGGGAGCAGGAUAAGUUUGAGAAAAGGUGCGUGUUUGUGAUUUGGUACGAGUACUUACUGUUUUCCUCUGCUCAGGGCUACCACCUUAGUUUGCUGAAUGUGUAUCUCCUGUCCCUAAUGUACAUAGAGCAAUUGGUGAGAAUGUAUAGCUGUUUAGCGGCUUGAAAUUAAAGCAUUGCAUCCAGAAGUAAUGCAUCUGUGAAGGGUAAAGCCAGACGAGGAAACCUUGUGCUUAGAGGCUGCUGACCUCUUAACUCUGCUUAUUUGUGUUAACAUACGGGUGGAGAAAAUGAUGCAACUAUUUUUAUUUUUUCCUCUUUCCUGGACUGGUAAAACCACUGAAUGAUUUAUAUAAACCACUAAACUGAACCAAAUUCUCUUGGCAAUAGCACAUGCUAAGAAAUUGCAGCUUGGCACCCUCAGCCCCUGCUUUCCUCUUGCGUAUCACACCCAGCUGGGCUGGUGCCAUUGUCUUCCAGUGCUCUGAUCCAGAAGGCUUGCUGGUUCUGGUCCACACAUUUCAACAGAGUAACUGCUGUGAGUGGUAAAAGGCCUGAAUUUCGUUCUGUUGCACCUCAUCUGCUGUUAGUUUAUUAUAUUAACUUCUCAAAGAGGAGCUUUUAUGCACUGCUGACUUCAACCACAAAUCAAAGCCUGGCUUUAAAUGUAAAGGUCUCCCUCUUCAGAGAGGAAACUCCUGCUUUCCCUAUGCUAAUUUGCAGGGUGUGGAAGGAUACUUGGGGAAGUGCCACUCUCUUAACCCAUUUUUUGCUUGUAUUCCCAAGUGGCUGUUGUGUGAUAGCUUGUUGGCUUUAUAGAUUUAAGCUCAGGUAAAGAAAGUGCAGAUCUGUCAAAAAUAAAUACCACACACUACCCUCUGCUUCCUUAGGAAAUGUUUCAUUAUUGCCAUGAAAUUCUUGCUGAUCAUUCAUCACAGAUCGCAAAGGAUGAAUCAGAUAGGGAAGAUUUUCUAGCUCCCUGAUGUAGGAAAAAGGGGAGAAUGUGUGGUUGGGAAGCCUGGUGGUAGUGGCCAGGGCCUAUGCUCUCCUGUGUAUGGUAUUUGAGAAGUCAAGAUCCUGGACCGAAAGUUCAUCUUGCGCUCCACAUCUGAAAUCCUUACAACAUUCACUAGAACUCUGCAAGAGUUCCAGCCCUUGUAGUUUGUUUCACUUAAAGGGUCUGUGCUUUCAGGAAUCCAUUUUCUUUUCUUUCUAUGAUACAGAUACUACUUGCUGCUUUUAACAAGGCUAACACACAACUUCUUGUGCAUCUAACAGGUCCCUAACCUGUACAACAUGUGGUUUGAUGUUGUGCACACAGUAUGUAUCCGUGGCAUGCUCUGUAAGCCCCCAUGAGCGUGUGGUGUGUUGGAUUGGGUUUGCUGCCUGACCUACUGUUAAUAGUUCCACAAGCUGGUUUUUCAAGGGGUAGGAGGAAAUGCUUCUGAAGACUGACAGUAGGACCUAGGAAAUGCUUUCUCAUGACUUCCUGGGGGAAGCUGUGUACAUGCAGCACUCGGACUAGAGAAUAAGAGGGUGGUGCCAUCUGCCAGCACUGGAGUACCCCCGAGUUCUUACAUAUUUCCCACUGUUUUUGUCCAUUUUUAAAAACUAAUCUGGUAAUCCAAUUUCCAGGCUUUUACUCCUUUUUUUUUUGAGAGAAGGGCUCUCACUUUUGCCAAAGUAGUUGUGGGAGAAAACCUGAAACUCCCUGCAUGUGUUUGCGUGUCUGUUUUCCUUAGGGGUCCACUUCUGCAAAGUGCAUGGUAGAUGUGGUGGGUGGCAGCGCUGCAUGUUGCCAAAGUUUGAGGGUCUUGCCAACAGUUCUCUCAAGCUGUUUGCUCCUCUUCCCCUUAAAAUGAUGAGAGAAUGGACCACCUUGGCUGGUUGCCACACCAGCCAGUUAAUUUGUGCCAAACUCACCCUGUGCCUUCACAGCGGGUUCUGGCCUGCCUGCCCCGCAUCCCCAUGGUGUCUGCCUUUCUUAAUGCACCGGGACUUGUUCCCUCUCUUCUUCCUCCUUCCCCUUGCCCACCUGUGGGACACUUCUCUGCUCCCAGUCUGCAGGACAGUCUCUAACUGCAUCCAUCCUGCUGUGUGGAUGCACCUCAGCAGUCUUGCAAAGGGAGACUAGAAAUUUAACUUCGAAAUAAAUACCUUUUUCUUACGGGGUUUUCUCUUGCUCUGGAAAACAGCAUCUAAAGCAGAUUUUUUGAGCUAAAUGUGUCCUGGGACUCUGUUGUCCCUGAGUUUGAGAAGCCUCUGAGGCACACAAUGCAUGUGGGAAUCCUGUGGAAAUCACUGAUGUCAGAGCAGCAACUCGACCAGCAAUAGCAUAUGCAAGUGAUGUUAUUUACAUAGCAAUGUCCUUAAGUAGUAUUCACAGUAAUUUUUAAAGUUCAGUAUUAAACAGAUGCUUUUUUCCUCCUGUUUCCUUUUUCUAAUGUUUUCUGGAGAAAAAAGAAGUAUUUAUUUUGGCAGAAAUAUAUCUUCUAAUAAAAACUUUCUCAGUGUACUUACCUGGCUGGGGUAGGUUGUUUGCUUCUCCAUGUAAAGGUAUAUUAAAUAUUUCUGAAUGUGUUGUGCAA